AUGCAGAAUGCCCCUUUAGUAUCGCAUUUGGACCACAACACUACAGCCAUGGACCGCCAUACUUCCAAAUUCAAUACUCACGCGUCUCUUGAAUACGAGAAUGAGAACGAGGAUAGCCUCUCUAUUCUGUCGCUCGACGUCAAUGAGAAUGAAAUAACUCUUAUGUUCUCGCCCACCAUGUUCCCUCUCCAGCAAAUUUCCGACCAACGAAAUACAGUUCGACGCGUUUCCAAGAUCGAUGUCGACGGCGAAAGCAGGGUCAUAUCGAACGCGUGCCGUCAAGAAAACGCACCACAAAAUAGGACUGCAUUCAUCAAUAGCGACACCCCCAAAAGGGGACAGAUCAUCCCAAGCGCCCCGUCAAGGGAAUCACAGAGGAGGCGGCCGGCUUAUACGUACCCGACAGCCGCGGAAGUUGAGGAACGCGUCCGUCGGCAACGCGAGAUUGCCAGCUGGAAACCACCAAGUCAUCUGAUGCAGAGGUCUAUCAAUGAGAAUACCUGCAGAGCUAUAUCGAGUGUCAGUUCAGCCCUCGGCAUCGGCAUACGUCGGGUUGCCAUAGGCUCUGCCGCUGGUGCAAGUGCUUUAUAUCAUCAUGCUCGCCGGCGGAUUUCGCCGACACAACACCAUGAGCUUUCUCAGCCGGCCUGUACGAAACGCGUGAGGACUUUCGACGGCGGUAAGUCUCUUUUCACCCAGCCAGCUGUAGGCCUGCAUCUCAUUCGCAUGUAUACUGACGCAGCAGUCCAUACAGAAGACGGCUGGGUCGAGGUCUCGGGCACUUAG
Molecule: messenger RNA, 786 nt
Organism: Verticillium nonalfalfae
Lineage: Eukaryota; Fungi; Ascomycota; Sordariomycetes; Glomerellales; Plectosphaerellaceae
Exons: 1
Coding region: 1-786 (261 amino acids)
Source: RefSeq, a predicted model, not a curated record